UUGCUCAGCGGAAGCAACACGCGUAUGUUGUCCGCACGCGGCGUCGUAAAACCUAAAUAAUCACGUUCAACACAGUAUCCGAUCGAAACGAAAUUGUUUACAAAAAGGUAAUCGUGUGUCGUGUUCGUUUGGAAACAGCUAUUGUUUGAUCUUAUUGGAGUUGUUGUUAGCGAAACUUGUGAUACUGAAAGGUCAAUGUUUUACUGCUAACUGAACUUGAUAAUGGAUACGAAGGAUCUAAGUUAUACGAACUAAGUAUGACCGGUCCAGAUAAAAUGGAUAGAGCUGCUUUUCGACGAUGAUGCUAAUAUUUUACUUGGCAAAAAUGUUGGAAAUACCAGACAAUAUAUCCGAAGCCAGCUUCGUAACAAGCGUAGAAGAAGCGUCUCGGAUAGAUCAAUGUACUCAGACUCCGCCGUGUGGGAAGUCAAAGCCGCGCUCAUUACUACGAUACAACACUACCGACCACUUGUACGAGAGACAUCGGCCUUACAGACUGAAGGACUACAGACCGAAGAGUUUGGGCGUCUGCGAGUCCUAUCAAUGUCUCGGAAAGCCGCCGAGCUAUGACAGUGGAAGUCAGGCAAAAGUCAAGGUGACGGCAGCGGACAGUCCCGCUAUAUCAGUGACCCCGCCUCACAGCUUGGAGUACGAUUGUCCGAAGGGUAUCAUCACUCCAAACGGGAGUGUCACCCCAACCGGUAUGUUGACUAACAAGUCCAACACCACGGUGCUGUUAAGCCCGAGCUACUUGCAAAGUCCUUGCCAAUGUAACCAAUCGAUUAGGAGUACAAGCGAAAUAGCACUAGCCAUGCCAGUCACUGGAUUUAACGAAGAGGCUCCCGGCCCCGCGUCACCAGAUGGCUUAUCCUGGAGAAGAUUACACAUGUCCAGAGCCAAACUCAAAGCCACUGCUACCACCUCCGAAUUAUUAUCAGGUUUCGCAAUGGUAGCGAUGGUGGAACUCCAAAUCAACGAGCCAACGAACGUUCCAGAAUGGCUAUUCGUCAUGUUCGCCGUUUGCACCACCGUUUUAGUAGCAGUUCAUAUAUUCGCCCUUAUGAUAUCCACGUACCUGCUGCCAAAUAUAGAUGCUGUCAGCAAGAUGGACAACUCGCCCGGGGCGCCGGCGCGCGCCUUGCGGGACUCCCCCCACGAGAGGAUGAGAGGCUUCAUCGAACUAGCUUGGGCCUUCAGUACUGUCUUAGGUUUAUUUCUAUUCUUAGUAGAAAUAGCUAUUCUCUGUUGGGUAAAGUUUUGGGACUACUCCUUUGCUGCGGCAACUGCAGCCACCGUUAUUGUUAUUCCAGUAUUAAUUGUCUUCGUUGCAUUUGCGAUUCAUUUCUACCACUCCUUGGUAGUGCAGAAGUGUGAGACAUCAGUUCAAGACAUCAAGCAACUUGAAAAUAUGAAAAGGGAUCUAGACACCGCAACUGUUAAAGUUAAUAUGUACCAAUGAUUCUGAUAUGAAAUAUCAAAAACAUGUUAGUGCAAGAAAUUGUGUAAUAGAAAAACUAAGUAAAGUAUGUAAUUAUUCAAAAUAUGUAAUAUUCUAUACAAUUUGUUAUAAUACGAACUUUUAUGAUGUUAAUAUUGAAAA
Vanessa tameamea is the source of this 1600-nucleotide messenger RNA. RefSeq names its product calcium release-activated calcium channel protein 1-like. Gene Ontology annotation, cellular component: membrane. The coding region runs from base 299 to 1459 and encodes 386 amino acids. Gene Ontology annotation, molecular function: store-operated calcium channel activity. Lineage: Eukaryota; Metazoa; Arthropoda; Insecta; Lepidoptera; Nymphalidae. The transcript has 8 exons. Gene Ontology annotation, biological process: store-operated calcium entry. The record is from RefSeq and is a predicted model, not a curated record.